Messenger RNA from Peronospora matthiolae, 579 nucleotides. The record is from the annotation of a GenBank genome assembly. Lineage: Eukaryota; Oomycota; Peronosporomycetes; Peronosporales; Peronosporaceae.
AUGUGCACGGGUUCCUUCCCGCUCUAUCGCAUCUGCGCUCUCGCCGUUCCUGCCACAGGUUUCGUGCUCUUCAUUUUAUUGUUUGCGGUUUCUGUCCUUCGUCCGUUCAACGCAUUCACACGGACAAAGGCUCGACUAACCAUGAGCUACGGAGGCAACAUCGAAGGUUAUUUGAUCAAGAUUGACGGUCGCGAAGUCCGAACCGUCUACUGCAUCCUUGAUGAGGGCAUGCUGCAGUACUUCUCUCGCAAGGGUGGUGAGCAGUUGGGCGUCCUGGCGUUGUCAGGGUCCAAGGUUGAAGCGUUUCUGCUUCCUUCAUCGAGACUUGGCCAGGUGCACAACCAGUUCCGCGUUGACGCGCAGUCACGAAGUUCCACCAGCGAAGUCACAAACCAGUGGGCUGUCUCCAUCCUCAACUGGAGCCGGUACAGCUGGGACGAUGGUCAAAUCGUGUGCAGUUCCAAGGAUGAGUACAGCACCUUGCAAAAGCUCAUUGAACUGAGUGGCUUGAAUACAACUAAGGCGACGAGAAGUCUUGUUGUACCGUUUGGGGUAAGCCCUGCAGUAUUGCCAUUGUAA